AACUGAAGGAACAAGUCAUCAUGGGAGCAUUUUUAGACAAGCCAAAGAUGGAGAAGCAUAAUGCCCAAGGGCAGGGUAAUGGGCUACGUUAUGGGCUAAGUAGUAUGCAAGGUUGGCGAGUUGAGAUGGAGGAUGCACAUACAGCUGUUAUUGGUUUGCCAAAUGGACUUGAUGGAUGGUCAUUUUUUGCGGUAUAUGAUGGGCAUGCUGGAUCCCAGGUUGCCAAGUACUGCUGUGAGCAUUUAUUAGAUCACAUCACAAGCAACCAGGAUUUUAAAGGGUCCGAUGGACCACCCUCUGUGGAAAGUGUAAAGAGUGGAAUCAGAACAGGUUUUCUGCAAAUUGAUGAACAUAUGAGAGUAAUCUCUGAGAAGAAACAUGGUGCAGAUAGAAGCGGGUCAACAGCGGUGGGUGUCAUGAUUUCUCCUCAACACACUUACUUCAUCAACUGUGGAGACUCAAGAGGUUUACUUUGUAGAAACAGGAAGGUUCACUUCUUCACACAAGAUCACAAACCAAGUAAUCCACUGGAGAAAGAGCGUAUACAGAAUGCAGGUGGUUCUGUAAUGAUUCAACGUGUGAAUGGCUCUCUUGCUGUGUCUAGAGCUCUUGGGGACUUUGAUUACAAAUGUGUCCAUGGGAAAGGCCCUACAGAGCAGCUUGUCUCACCUGAGCCUGAAGUUUACGAAAUUGAGAGAUCAGAAGAAGAUGAUCAGUUUAUCAUACUGGCUUGUGAUGGUAUCUGGGAUGUUAUGGGAAAUGAAGAGCUCUGUGACUUUGUAAGAUCCAGACUUGAAGUCACUGAUGACCUUGAGAAAGUUUGCAAUGAGAUAGUCGACACCUGCUUGUACAAGGGAAGUCGAGACAACAUGAGUGUGAUUUUGAUCUGUUUUCCAAAUGCACCAAAGGUAUUGCCAGAGGCGGUGAAGAGAGAGGCAGAGUUGGACAAGUACCUGGAAAGCAGAGUAGAAGAGAUCAUAAAGAAGCAGGGUGAAGGAGUACCAGACUUAGUCCACGUGAUGCGUACGUUAGCAACUGAGAGCAUCCCAAACCUCCCGCCAGGGGGUGAAUUGGCAAGCAAACGGAGUGUGAUUGAAGCUGUUUAUAACAGACUGAACCCCUAUAGAAAUGAUGAUGCUGACUCUGCAUCAACUGAUGAUAUGUGGUAAAACUGCCCAUCUAGCUGUGGAAUUUACAUUCAUCCUCCAGUUGAAAGUGCGGCCCAACCUCAGUGACCCUUCUUAACAUCCAUCUUCAACCUUAUUUAAAGAAGGGAUUAUGAUGUGUUGGUGAGAGUGACUACACCAGAAAACUACAGCAGUAGGACAUCUAGCCCAGGAACUGAUGUUUUUUUUGUAAAACAGACUUCUGUAAACGUGAUUUCAAACCAUAAUUCAUGUUGUAAAUCAGACUCCAGCAAUUUAUGUUGUAUGAUUUUGUUUAUGUAAAGUGCAAUUGUCCUUGUAUAAAAUGCUCAUAUUUAAUUAUGAACUGCUUUAAAUCACUAUAAAGGUUAGAAGAAAUGUUUGGCUUGUUGUGUGAUGCAACAAAUAUAUAGCCCUUUAAAUUUAUGUUGUGGUUUUGGAUUGCAAGGAGCAGCAGCCUAGCCAGCUAGAUGCUCAAGAGGUGCACAAAACUGUAAGAUUACUUUUUAUUUUAUAUAAAGCAGAACAUCUGGGCAAUUUAUCCCAACUGUAGUGUAUGAAUUUGCUUGGCAGUGGGAAAAAUAACUAACAUACUGCUCGUUCUCCAACAAACCUAUUUUUUAUGUUUUCUGUUGCUAUUUACUAUUGUCCCAGUCCUGCUGCCACUUGAAAUCAAUGAGGGUUUCAGCUGUGACUUCAGUGGAAGCAGGAUCAUGCUGUAUAAUACAGCGCAAUCAUAAGUAUACCAAUUUUGAGGUUAGAAUACCUUGAUUCUUUGCACCUCUUUUUUACAAACCCUUACCCUAAAUUACUAAUCAGUUGAGCAAGAGGGAGCAACUUUCUACAUACAGUAGGAGUCUGCAGCAUUUUUACUAUCCUGAUUGGCUGAGUCUGCUGCUGUUCCAAGUAAAAUAUUCUGAAUUCCAUUUUAUCAAUAAAGCUUGAUUUAACAAACAAGAAAUUUAAUCAUAUAUGUGUAAUUCCUCUUUUUUUUUCCUGCCUUUUGAAAUUCUGUGCCAUUGUAAAUGAGAUUUCACAUGUGGAAAAAUAUUUUUAAAUUGGUAGCCCAUUUUUAAAAUGAGGAGAACUUUGACUGUUGCCCAAGGCAUAGACACUGGAGGAUGUAGUGGGUUUAAUCUGUUACUCUAUUUUACAUGGAUUUAUUUCAGGUUUUUCGUUUUUCACUGAGAUGAGCAUCGGUUUGAAUUUGCCUACUGUUUAAUGAAAAUACAUUUGUCAAAGCCUGACAAUCUUAACAUUUUAUGGUAUGUGUGUUUUUAAUUGACCCACUUACUUAGAACGAGAAACUAGUGGUUAAACAGUAUUUGUGAUUUGAAAUAUAGCAUGUUGACAGUAUGUAACUGUUGGUCAUUAAAAUUAAAUUCUAAUUUAAAAAUUUUAAGGGUAGUAAACUAAAUUGACUUAAGCUUAACUUUCUCCCAUUGAACAUACAAAAAGUAAGUUUUCAAAUCAGUCAUGUUUGCAAAACUACUGUUUUGUGCACCUUGUGUUCUUGUCGUCUUAGGUUGAGGAUAUUGUGUUUGUUAUUAAUAUGUAGUUUACUUUAAUCAUUCAGUAGGCAGAGUCCCCAAAAGGAAAAUCAGUAAAAUAUAAGUAGCUUGUAACACUUACCACAACUAAACAAAAAAAUCAAAACUUGGUGUAAAAUUACUUUUGAUAGGAAAAUGUAGUACAAUGCGUUUUGCUAUAUUUGUCUUUUCCCUAACUUUGAAAUAUACAUAUUUGUAUAUAUAGCCUUAAAACUAAUGCAGAGUUAGGGAACUUUGAACAUUGAAAAAGUAACUUAUAGUGUCUCAGAAUUAAGUAUAGUAUAUACCAACGAAAUCUUUCUUUUAUCCCUCUUGUUUCUGUGGGGUGCUUAAACGUAACUUCAUUGUAUUUAGUUUGUAAUCUGUUCAAGCAUGAAUGAAGAAACCAUAAGCACUAUUUGUAUUUAUAAAUUUAUAGCAAUUUUUGGUUAAAGAACCAAUUCCUUACCUACCUACAAAUAAAUGCUUAAAAUGUCUAAUUUUGUUGUAGAGUGCAAAACUAUAAUAAUGUCAUAAGUUAUAGCUUCGCAAGCACCUAAUUAACAAAUGUAUUUAAUACUACACAGUAUGCUAGUACAGAAAGCUAAACUUAUUUUUAGGAUUAGGCAGAUAAAGUUCUGUUCUUUACUUUUCUACGUAGACUAAAGUUUAGUUCUCGAAACUGCAAAACCUUGAACUGGACUGUGGAAACUUUGAGACCUAAAAUCUUAAAAAAUCACAAGCAAAAUUGUGGUGGAAAGCCAUACUUCAAAUAUAAUCACUUAAAAUGUGUCAUAAUGACAUACUGUGUACUAAAAGCAUUUUCAUCUGAGAGACUCUUCCUAAAAAUAUAAACAUAAUUCUUCUGCUAUUGCUACCAGUGCUGUAACUAGGUUUGGAGGUAAAGGAGGAAUGUCUAUUGCAAUCCUUCCUUUUUUCUGCCUUACGUUCAGCACUUUUGUGUGGUCAGAGCACUGAGUCUAUUAUAUGUGCAUAAACACUGCCAUUCUUGGUACAGAUUUUGAUUACAAAAUACAUGUAUUAAGUACAUUAAAACAUUCUUGCAAAGAACUAGCUGGUCUUUUCAUGAAUCUGCAAAAAAAAAAAAAAAAUCUUAAAAAGGCACUUUUGCACCUUUGUGCAUUUUCCUUUUUGCACCAGUUAAACUUUUUUUAAUGCUAAAACAUUAGCACCUCAGGGGCAAGGCAGCAGAAUUUUUGAAGUAUUGUGUGCUAUUUAUUUCCCUUGGGAGAAGAUUCCUGUGUGACAAAAAUGCAAACAAUGUGCUGUUCAAAAAUGUAUUUUGAAUAGAUGUUCAAAUAGGAUGGUCCCAAUUUGCUUGUUUUUAAAAAGAAAUGACAUUUUGUAAUGCUAUUUUGCUUCAUAUGCCAUGCAAGUUUCUGUGUUUUUCUUUAUAUUUGACAGCUUCACUGGUUUCAGUUUCUGUGAAUACUGUUAUAGUCAGAUUAAAUGUUUCACUGAUCA
This is a messenger RNA of Gopherus flavomarginatus (Mexican gopher tortoise), 4159 nucleotides long. It is a transcript of the gene PPM1A, whose product is annotated as protein phosphatase, Mg2+/Mn2+ dependent 1A. Lineage: Eukaryota; Metazoa; Chordata; Testudines; Testudinidae. The transcript has 5 exons. Bases 21 to 1169 code for a protein of 382 amino acids. The record is from RefSeq and is a predicted model, not a curated record. Gene Ontology annotation, molecular function: protein serine/threonine phosphatase activity; magnesium ion binding; manganese ion binding. Gene Ontology annotation, cellular component: nucleus; cytosol. Gene Ontology annotation, biological process: negative regulation of canonical NF-kappaB signal transduction; positive regulation of canonical Wnt signaling pathway; positive regulation of canonical NF-kappaB signal transduction.